Molecule: messenger RNA, 1472 nt
Organism: Bursaphelenchus okinawaensis
Lineage: Eukaryota; Metazoa; Nematoda; Chromadorea; Rhabditida; Aphelenchoididae
Source: the annotation of a GenBank genome assembly
AUGAGUUAUGUCGCCGGUAGGUUACUGUAAAAUGGUCUAAUUUAUUUUUUUUACUUUACGAAUUUUUGAUAUCUUUUUGGGUUCAAAUAAUUAUGUGCUCUUUAAGCCCUAUAGAUUUCUUUGAGAGGGGCACAGGAGUAUUUGAACAAUUUAACAUUCUUUUAUUUUGAAAUUUUUUUAGGCUUAUUUAAAAAUUAUUUAAAUCAAGAAUGCUGUUUUUUACUUGCUUUUUUAAACCUACUGUAACAUUUUUUGCAAUAUUUUUUUUAUUUUAUAAUUCUUUGGAUUGUAUGUUACAGCACUUGAUCUGGGAGGUUUAUUUGGCUUUGGUGACUCUUCAGAAUCGGCAGAAGAUUCGGCCGAAACAGGACCAACAGAAGCCUACACAGCAGCGUUCUUCUCCACAGAAGGUAGGCAAGCUUGGAAUAAAAUUAAAUGAUUUUAGUCAAUUUUAAUGUUUAUAACAUUUAAAAAAGUAUUUUUUAUUUUUUUCAAAAAACAUUUUUGUAAUUUUAUAGGAAGUGCAGAAUCAUCUGGUACAGAUAUUUACACUGCCGCGGUUUUUUCAACUGAAGGUAAUGUUUAUAAGAUUUCUUUUUAACGCAAUGAAGGUAUACUUUUUGUAUCUAUUAGAAACUUUACUCCACAUUUUAUUAGUCCUGGGGGCGGAAACCAAAAAAUGUUUUUUGGUUUACCAAUUUUUUGGUUUAGCCUGUUUGCCAUUUCCUAUCAUCUUUCAAAAAUUAUAUGCUUAAUCUAAAUCUUAAUCUUUGGUUGAUUUUUACAUUGUUCUACUAUAAUAUGUUCUUAUGGUUUUGAUUUUUACAGGCAGUGCUGAAUCUUCUGGAACAACCGAUAACGCAGGUAAGCCAUUUUCAAAUAUUAGGUUGAACUAAAGAGAGCGGGACACUUUUAGCUAAAAAAACAAAUUAAAAGUGUCCCGCUAGUUUUGGUUCAACCUAAUAUAGUGAUACUGCUGUAUAACUAACUUUAAACUAUUAUAACGAAGCAAUUUAAAGAUUGAUUUUGUUAAACAGGAGUCUCACUUUAAUUUUUAACUGUAAUAUACCAAAAUAUGACGGGAUUUAUAGAAAAAUCACAUUUUUGCGUAGUUUUAUUGUUUUUGAAGUAAACUGUCAAUCGAUUAUUUUAUUAUAUAAACGAUUCUUAAUAAACUUUACAUGUAAAAGAAUUGAUUAAAAGAUGUUAUUUUAAGAAACAACAACGGCAGAAGAUUCUACAGGCCAAUAUACAGCUGCAUUCUUCUCAACUGAAGGUACGAUUUUACUUUAUUUGCCAUAGCUUUAAUAUCAAAUAUUUUACAUUUACAACGUGUUCAAAAGGAUUAAAAGCUCAAUGUAUGCAGUUAUAUGUAGGUACAACAACUUUAAUAUAUCUAAUUGACUGUUCAUCUUUCAGGAAGUGCAGAAUCUUCAGGAACGUCAGAUGUGAGCGGUAAGUUCUAUUCUUAA